UCUCUUCUUCCAGAGAAAAAUGCAGAUCUUUGUGAAGACCCUGACAGGCAAGACCAUCACCUUGGAGGUUGAGCCCAGUGACACCAUUGAAAAUGUUAAGGCCAAGAUCCAGGACAAGGAAGGCAUUCCCCCCGAUCAGCAGAGGCUGAUCUUUGCUGGCAAGCAACUGGAAGAUGGGCGCACCCUGUCCGACUACAACAUCCAGAAGGAAUCCACCCUGCAUCUUGUGCUGCGCCUGAGGGGUGGCAUGCAGAUCUUCGUGAAGACCCUGACAGGCAAGACCAUCACCCUGGAGGUUGAGCCCAGUGACACCAUUGAGAACGUCAAGGCCAAGAUCCAGGACAAGGAAGGCAUUCCCCCCGAUCAGCAGAGGCUGAUCUUUGCUGGCAAGCAGCUGGAAGAUGGGCGCACCCUGUCCGACUACAACAUCCAGAAGGAAUCCACUCUGCACUUGGUGCUGCGUCUCAGAGGUGGCAUGCAGAUCUUCGUGAAGACCCUGACAGGCAAGACCAUCACCCUGGAGGUUGAGCCCAGUGACACCAUUGAGAACGUCAAGGCCAAGAUCCAGGACAAGGAAGGCAUUCCCCCCGAUCAGCAGAGGCUGAUCUUUGCUGGCAAGCAACUGGAAGAUGGGCGCACCCUGUCCGACUACAACAUCCAGAAGGAAUCCACUCUGCACUUGGUGCUGCGCCUGAGGGGUGGUAACUGAACUGGCUGGUUGUUGCUUGCUUCAAGUAAAAGUUUCUCUGCACUUGUUCAUUCCAAUAAAGCUGUUGCAUCCACAAAA
Molecule: messenger RNA, 787 nt
Organism: Fulmarus glacialis (Northern fulmar)
Lineage: Eukaryota; Metazoa; Chordata; Aves; Procellariiformes; Procellariidae
Product: polyubiquitin-B
Exons: 1
Coding region: 20-709 (229 amino acids)
Biological process (GO): protein ubiquitination; modification-dependent protein catabolic process
Cellular component (GO): cytoplasm; nucleus
Molecular function (GO): protein tag activity; ubiquitin protein ligase binding
Source: RefSeq, a predicted model, not a curated record